Molecule: messenger RNA, 2702 nt
Organism: Chlamydomonas reinhardtii
Lineage: Eukaryota; Viridiplantae; Chlorophyta; Chlorophyceae; Chlamydomonadales; Chlamydomonadaceae
Exons: 8
Coding region: 227-2161 (644 amino acids)
Biological process (GO): membrane organization; cell projection assembly
Cellular component (GO): actin cytoskeleton; cytoplasmic side of plasma membrane
Molecular function (GO): actin binding; phospholipid binding
Source: RefSeq, a predicted model, not a curated record
UAAAGCGUGCAUAAGACCAGCAGGCCGUUCCAUUGCAUCCUGUCAUCAUUAAAUCUACGCCUGCAAUUAUUUUUGUCUGAAUCGCUGGUUGGCGGGAGGUCAGCCUCCGUGCAAGCGCGAUCGACAAUUGUGUCAGUGAACACAAUUCAUCAAUUCAUACAUUCAUUAGUUAUCAGUACCUACCUUAAUUACAAUCUGGGCGCUUGUUUGGUCAAGCCGCCUAGACAUGCCUGCACGAAAAGCACUGCUUUGCACCAGCAGCGGCUGCCAAAGCGGGCCUAGCAUGAAGCUGCGUGCAGGCGUGGCGUUGCAAUGUGCGACGCUUCGGUCGGCGCUGUCGAUUUGCCCAUGCGCAGCGCCAACUGCUGCGCCGGCACGCAGCACGUUUCAUCUCCAUCCCGUCAGAGGGCCUGCGUCGGUGGUGGCUCGAGCCGGCGCUUCGUCUCCCCAGCAAGCAGCGCCCCCUCAGACAACGCUAGCAGCGGCGGCAGCAGCGGUGGCCUCGGUGGCAGCGGCGGGCUUGGCGCGGGGUCUUGCAGCCAAGGGGCAAGCGGCUGCUGCGACUGCGGCGGCGGCGGCUGCAGCUGUGCACCAGCCUGCUACAGCCGCCGCCAGCAGCCCCGGCAGCAGCAGCAGCAGCAACAACAGCAGCAGCAGCGGCGGCGGCAGUAGCAGCGGCACCGCAUCACAGCCGCUCGAGGGCACGCCUGUGCCUUGGGCGGUGCUGGCGCCCUCGCCGCUGCCAGCCCCCGCCACCUCGCCCUCCACAUCCUCCAACCCCGCCAACUCCACCACCACAAGCACCCCCAGUGGCAGUGGCACGGGCUCCAAUCUGGAUCUGGAUCUUAUCCUGCAGCGUUACCGGGUGGGCGGCAAUGGCGGCGGCGGCGGCGGCGGGGCUGGCGGCGGCACUGGCGGCGGCGGCACGCUGCGUCUGAUCACGCCCCGGGAUGUGGAUGCGGUGAUGGACAUGUACCUCGACCGAGGCCUGAUGGAUGCUGACCCCUACUGGACGCGCGCCUGGCCCUCCGCAAUCGCGCUGGCUGCCACACUGCUGCGGCGGCCGGAGCUGGUUCGUGGCAACGUGGUUGCGGACCUGGGCUCGGGGCUGGGGCUGGCAGGCAUGGCAGCGGCACUGGCAGGCGCUCGUGAGGUGGUGCUGCUGGACCGCGAACCGCUGGCGCUGCAGUGCGGCCUGCUCAGCGCCGCAGCCUCCGGACUGCACCCACAGCCCGCGGCGGCAGUAGCAGCGGCGUCAGCAGGGGCGGCAGUAGCAGCGGCGUCAGCAGGCGCGGCAGUAGCAUCAGGGGGAGGCCGCGUGGAGCCGCUGCCUCGUCAGCAGCGGCCGCAGCAUGCGGCGCUGAGGCUGGAGGCGCGGCUGCGGGCCGCGUGGCUGGAGCAGCGGCGGCGGCAGCAGCAGGGGCAUCAGCAGCAAAGAACAGAUGGGGAGGAUGGGGUAAAGGAAGAGGCGGCGGCGGCGGAGGCGGAGGCGGAGUGGGAAGAGCUUAUGGCGCGGGCGGCGGCCCUGCAUGUGCCGGAGGCGCAGCAGCAGCAGCAGCAGCAGCAGGAUCAACCCGAGUUGGCGGCUGAGGCGGCGGCUGGCAGUGGCAGCGGCAGUAGCAGCGGCAGUAGCACUGCUGCGCUUAGGGGCGAGGACGGCGGCAGCAGUAGCAGCGGCAGUAGCAGUGGCACGCUGUUCCGCGCGCACGUGUUUGACUGGACGGCGCCUCCGCCCAUGGAGCAGCUACUGCCGCCGCCGGGGGCUGCGGCAGUAGCUGGGGGGGGAGCGAUGGGGCCUGGGGCGGCGGCACGGCGGCGGCGGUUCGAUGUCGUACUGGCGUGUGACGUGUUGUACGAGGACGCAGCGGUGGGCCCCAUCUCCUCCCUCAUGCCUCAGCUGCUGAGCCCCGACGGUGGCCGGCUGCUCCUGGCCGACCCGCCCAACCGCACCGCCCGCAACCGGGAGCGCUUCCUGGCCGAGCUGCGUGGCGGGCCCCUGCGCCUGGUGGUGGAGGAGUGCAGCCUGCAGCAGUGCGAGGUCUCGCAGCUGGACAACGAGAUGGCGGGGGGGCUGGCGCCCAGCGCGCAGAGCGUGCCGGUGCAGUUCAUUGUGUUUCGGGCGGUGGUGGGGAACGACACGGUGGGCGUCAAGAUGGCGUGAUUGCAGCAGGCGCGAUUGUUAGCAGAUGUGAGCUGCAGACGUGAUUGCAGCAGGCGUGAUUGUUAGCAGAUGUGAGCUGCAGACGUGAUUGCAGGCGCGAUUAAUAGCAGACGUGAGCUGCAGGCGUGAUUGCAGGCGCGAUUGUUAGCAGAUGUGAUGCGUGUGAUGCGUGCGGGAUGCGGAUGAGUAGUGGUGCGAGUGAUUGAGAUGUGAUUGAUUGGGGCGGAGAUGCGAGGAAUGGGGAUUGUGACGGGCGCAGGGAGGGCAAGCCGGGAAGGAGGGGGGGUUUGCCGCGUGCGCCGUGCGAUGCUUUGAUGUGUGUGACAGUGCUUGCUUAAAGCAGAGUUUGGGGGAAGGGGGGCUGUCGAUGCUCCCGUUCAUUUGAGAGAGGCGGCAGAGAGGUGGACAGAGGCAUGCAUGCCUCACAGCUUGGGUAUAAGCUGACACAGAGUGAUGGUCAUUCUAUCCUGCAAGAGCUUGUGCUGGCGGCAACCCAACCAGCGAGCCAGGUUGCGGGUGAGUGCUGUAAUCAGUAAUCCCC